GUGGUUUCCAGUUAUCGUUUAAACUUCGUGUCGAUAAGUAGAGAAAACCUGACGUUGUUAUUCACUCCAAGUGGAAUAAAUUCAGAAUCACAAUCAAAAAAAUGACGAGAAAAUUACUAGCUUUUUUUGGAUUUAUCGCAGUUCAAGUAAUCAAUGGGCACAACUACACAGUUAUUCGAGAAGAAAUUUUGAGAAAGGGUUGCUAUGAUAACAUUUGCUGGAAUAAUCACUCGUAUCCAAUGGCGGAAAUCAAUGAAAAACUACAUAACGAUUUGAGCUUUUUACAAACUGUUGGCCAUGUUGACCAUCCAGAGAUCUUUGUUGAGCCCAUAAAAUCGUGCAAAAUGUGUAACUCUAUGAUAAAUAUAAAAGUGAAGCCGCUGUCAAUAGUAGAUGAAGGAAAACAGUAUAUCAUCAUAAAUGGGAACAAGUACAAGGAGACUGAAAUUAUUUUGAAUGUUUGUGGGGGACAUCAGGGGGAAUCUCAUUGUAUGUCUCAAACGGCACUUCCCUAUAACUUCGCGACAGAAUGCAAACAGAAACGUACCAAGAUGAAUGUGUUAGUCUAUGAUGUGAAGAAAAACGAAUUUGAUGGAAAAAGUUUCUCUUAUCCUAGUGCCUGUGAAUGUAUUCUUAGGCAUAUUUUAUAAUGAAAAUGAAAUGUAUCGUUAUGAGUUAUUAGACAUAAUAGAAAUGAUGUAUAUUUGUUA
Molecule: messenger RNA, 710 nt
Organism: Leptinotarsa decemlineata (Colorado potato beetle)
Lineage: Eukaryota; Metazoa; Arthropoda; Insecta; Coleoptera; Chrysomelidae
Source: RefSeq, a predicted model, not a curated record